AUGACUGCUCCUGCUAUCCGAAUUGACGGCAUCGUCAACCCCGCCGCUCCACCUCAACCCGAAUUGAUCAUGGCCGAAGGUGCACCUUCAAUUGCACCUUCAUUGACCUACUCAGACGAUUCCGAUUCCCAAGAAGAUGAGCCCGCCAUCCCUCUCGAGCGCCGCCGCCGCGCAUCUACACGCUUGAUUGCCCAGAAUGCUAGAGACAUUCAGCGAAUCACUGGUGAGACACCAGCUGAGUACAUGGGCCGAUGCUGUGGUGGUGCUUGCUGCAUGAGUGACCGAAAUGGCAUCGAGUAUGAGGAGAUUCCUCUGCCUGACAAUGACGCAUUCAAGUCUCUUGGUCUUCGACUCGAGAAGCUUCCUGCCAAUUUGACUGGCAUCAUCCCUAUGCCUGAACAAACUGUCCACUUCACCUCAAUCCCUCGGCCGACUUCUUCACCUUCCGACUCAGCUAUCUCGCUCGGCUCAGACACUGAGUCAGCCCCCACAUCCUCCUCUCCCAAGAACAACUACCUGGUUCCUGGGCCCGGCUAUGAGGGCGUCGACACCUCUAUCCAACCUCCUCGCUUUGUCCAACCGCACCCUCCCCACAACGUCUACCCGGCCAAGAUUCAUAAUACUCGUGAGCUCACCAAGCCUGGUGCUGAGAAGCGAACAUUCCAUUUUGAUCUUGAUAUCACCGACUACCCUCCUGAGGAGGUUUUCGACUUCAGAGUUGGUGGCGCCAUCGGUGUCAUGGCCCCCAACGAUGAGAUCUCUGUGGAUGAGAUUCUCGAUGCCCUCAUGAUCCCGCGUUUCCAGCGUGACAAGCCUGUUCUCAUGAAGACAACCAAGGGCCGCUGGCCUACCGUUUGGGGUGACGACAAGCCUCGCGAGCUCAUCACUACCCGCCGCGAGCUCCUUACCUGGACCACCGAUAUUCAGUCUUAUGCUCCUACAAAGGAGCUCCUCCGUGUCAUUGCCGAGCAUGCUACUGCUCCCAAUGAGAAGAAGAUCCUUGAGUAUCUCUGCUCCAAUGAGGGUGCCAGCAUGUUCUCCGACUUCCGUGGUGGUCCCCACACCACCCUUUCUCAGAUCCUUAACGCGUUCCCCAGCUCUCAUCCUCCCAUGGAUCAACUGCUUUCCGUCCAGGCUCAGCUCAUGCCACGAUUUUACUCUCUUUCCAACGAUCCUACAGAAUCAUACACCCUCCGAGAGCAUGCUCAGCGCCGUUUGAUUGAGAUUGCUGUCACAGUCCACGACUCCAUGGACUGGCGACGUGGCUGCCGUGCUGGUGUGGGAUCCGGUUUCUUUGAGCGACAGGCUCAUAAGUUUAUGAGAGCCCGAGAGGCUGGCGAACGCACCCCUCAAAUAUACAUCCCCAUGUUCAAGGGUUUGAUGGCUAACCCACUGGCCAAGCAAUUCAAUUCUGACGGCCCUAUGCUUCUGAUUGGUGCCGGUGUUGGUAUCGCUCCCUUCCGUGGAUUCGUCCAGCGCCGUCUCAAGCAGGCCAACUGCGCCAACAAGGUUUGGGUCCUACAAGGUAUCCGAGACUCUUUGGUGGAUGAGAUUUACAGUGGCGAGUGGGGUGUGCACGAGGAGGAGGUCAAGCGUGUGGUCCAGAGCCGAGUUGGUACUGGCAAGUACGUUCAGGAAGAGGUUAUGAACCAGUCCGAUCUCGUCUGGUACAUCAUCAACUCAUUGGACGGCCGCAUCUUCGUGUGUGGAAGCAGCAAGGGUAUGGGCGAGGGUGUCGAGGAUGCUCUCUGCGACGUCGCCAUGGAGAAGGGUAACCUCGAGCGCGAGGAGGCUCGCAACUUCUGGAAGCUCAAGAAAGAGGAGGGCAAGUACAUCUCCGAGACUUGGUAA
Molecule: messenger RNA, 1851 nt
Organism: Fusarium coffeatum
Lineage: Eukaryota; Fungi; Ascomycota; Sordariomycetes; Hypocreales; Nectriaceae
Exons: 1
Coding region: 1-1851 (616 amino acids)
Biological process (GO): homocysteine metabolic process
Cellular component (GO): cytosol
Molecular function (GO): flavin adenine dinucleotide binding; FMN binding; [methionine synthase] reductase (NADPH) activity
Source: RefSeq, a predicted model, not a curated record